AUGUACAAGCUACAAGUGGUCUUGGUGCCUCCGAGUCUUCAGGCGUCGACGCCAGUGCAGUUUGGUUACGGACCAACCAUUGCCGAAUCUUCUCAAUUGCUGCCAAACAGAACUAGCAUUGCGCAAAGCGCCGGAGAUGCCUCUUUGCAGUAUGCAAAUUUGAGAUCCGCCAAUGUAAGUUUCACUCCAAGCUAUUUCAACCAGUCUAGGUUUAGAAAGUUUCUCUUGUUUACCAAGCCGACAAACACGCUGUUGAACUUGAGUGAUGAAAUCAUUGAUAAGUGUGAAAAAAUGUACCCGAGCCUGCAAGAGGACAUUGAAAUCUUGAGUUUGCAAGACAACAGCGGUUGUGACCUUGAUCCGGAUUUUUUGAUAAAAGACGUUUUCAAUGUCAAUAACAUCGUGAGAGUUAUUUUGAAAAAUGAGAUAGAUCUAGACGAUUCCGCACCAGUGUCACUUUAUAGGUCGGUGAAACGAUCUAAAUUGAACAACGGAUCGCCUCAGUCGGUGCAGCCCCAACAACAAAUUCCGUCCUCCUCUGGUGUACUUCGGAUUGCAAAGAAGAGGCCACCAACAGGAACCACAACAACAACAACAACAACAACCAUUCGCAGUGGCACUAAUGGAUCUAUGAGGAUUUCUACUCCAUUGGCUAGACAAAUCUAUCCUCCACCUUCUUCGAAGAUCGUCUCCAACAAUUCAGAUGACGAAGACGAAGAUAUUGGUGAAAGGUCCUUUUUGCCGCCUCCAACGCAGCCUCAAUCACCUCCUAUAAGAAUCAGUUCGGGCAUUGACGUCGGUAAAAAAAUCAAAUCAAGCAUUGUUGAGGAAGAUAUUGUGUCCAGAUCGGCAACCGUAGAUCCAGAUAAAUCAAAGCAGCAACGCUUAUUGUCCGGAACUCCCAUAAUGUCCGCCAUGACUCCAAAUAGAGUUACUCUAACUGGUCAAAGGGUCGUGUCUGAACACGCACACAAGAAUGAACUGGUUUUUUCAGCCUCAGCCUCCUCUUCUUCUUUUGCUAAUGGUGGCACAGCUGCUGUUACAUCCCAGGACCCUAAUAGGAAACCACCCGUAACUACUCCAAGAAUAACAUCAGGAAUGUUAAAAAUCCCCGAGCCAAGAAUCUCAGAGAUUGAAAAAGAGUUAAAAGAGGGACCUUCUAGUCCGGCUUCCAUCUUGCCCGCUAAAGCUGCAAAAAUUCCAAUGAAAAAACCUUACUUGGAAAACGGCGAGAACUACGAAUCCGACGAUAGCUCAAGUAGCGAAAAUCAAGAAACACCUGAAACAGAGCCACAUUCAAAGGCGUCCUUACAGCGUAGUCAAAGUUCGAUCGCAGAUAAUAAUGGCUCUCCAGUAAAAAACAGUCCUCUUGGUGAUGCCAUGCCACACAAUGUUCAUUUGGCAGAGCUGCCCAAGGCAAACAAUACCUCUAUCACUAAAUCUUUAAAUGGUGAAUCCUCGGGAAAGCAACAAGAACAUCAACCGCCGCUGAGAAAGAGUUCGCUGGAAACUAUAGUAGAAAAGAAAUCUCAGGCAGAACCGUCUGGUAUGGUGGAACCAAAAAGAAUGACCAACUUCCCAGAUAGUCUGGGAAGAGAAAAAGAGGAUUCAAAUGACAAAUUGUUACAAAAGGAAAACUUCCCAACAAUUCCACAUGAUAAUCAACCAAUACUUGCAUCAUCUAAUAAGUCUAAUGGGACAGAGAACCCACUAGCCAAAAAAGUCAGUACAGACCGCCACGUUUCACAGGAAGAUGGCGCUACCAUCGACGGUGUCAUUGAGGAUGACGACAAUGAUGACGACAAUGAAGCAGACACUACCGUUCGUAUUGUUCCUCAAGAUUCCGAUUCCUCUAGUUUCCCAAAGUCAGAACUUUUCAAAAUGAUUGAAGGUGAUGAUACAGACCUACCGCAAUGGUUUAAGGGUAAAAACUCAAGAAAAAUAUUCACUUCCGGUAAUUCGAAGAAUUCAAAGCCUUACACUACGGUUUUGAAUAAGGAUAUAGACAAUUCUAAGCCUGAUCCAAGAAAUAUUUUGCCUCAACGAACCCCAAGAAGUGCGGCUAAGAGGGCUGCCCAAUUAUUAGCAGGUGCCAAGAAAAACGAGGCUCCAGAAAAGGCCACUGAAGAUUCCAGUUCAGCGGUAUCUACCGAUGAUGAAUCAGAAAGUGGGAUUGAAACAGAUGUUUCGUCAGAUGAUGAUCUUAAAAGGAAAAAUCUGUCGGUAACUAAUAAUGGGCCCAAAGACAUUUCUUUACAUUCACUGAAAGGCAGUGUUGUUCCAGUGACGGACGCAAAGUUAAUCAAUAAAGAAGGUGAUGAAGAAAGGAAUGACAAAAAAACCGUUCAAAGAAAGACCGAGGUAAGUGAAACUUCUAAAACUUCACAAUCUUCGGCGGCCGAUAGUAAAAUAAGUGAACAAAUGGCUAAGAGCUUCUACCCGAACUCAAACAAGAAACAAAAUGAACGCACAAGAGUGCAAACUAAAUCUGCAUCACCGGCAUCAUCUUUUCCUAAUGUUAAUAACGCUCCUUCCGUAGCUAAAAAAACAAUCACUUCUUCCACUGAAGAGGCGAAUCCUAAAAAUGUUUUAACAAAGCCUACGAAUGAGUCCACGCAGGCUGAUAAGCAACAGAAAGAAACGCCUCCAAAUGUAAGAGAUUUGAAACGCGCAAACGCCGAAGUUGACGAUUUAACGUCCAAGAUAGACCAGCAAACAGAGGAAUCUAAAGAACCAGAAAAGGCGCCGGCUAGUAUACAGGAUACUAACAAUACAAAUAAAUUGAAGGAGAAUGAAGACUCCAAAAGCAAACAGUUAACUCAGAAAAAGGUAAAACUCCCAAACCGCUCAAAAGAAGACAAAAUUCAGCUUCCAAAGCCUAGUGCAAAUGAUAAAUUGAAGGAUUUGAAAGCCAAAUUUACUAAUAGUAAGACAUUUGUGCCACCUGGAAUAAUUUCUAAUGAAAAUAAUAACUCUACUUCAAACAAUGACGAUUCUGGCUCCUCAGGUUCUUCCACAGAAGAAGAAUCCAGCUCAUCUUCCUCUUCUUCUGAUGAGGAAACUUCAACAUCCAGGAAGGCGAGAAGAGUUGUUGUAAAUACACCAAGAGAACCAGUUAGAUCUUCAUCAUCCAAGAUGGAAACAGUCUCUCCAUCACUGAGCCAAAGAAUCAAUGCUACCCCUGAUAAAGUCCCAGUUACACAGUUAAUGGAUAUGUCCUCUCCUCCAUCUGUAAAAUCCAAGAACGCUACAAAACCGUCUAGUAUUCUUCAUGAUCUUCCAAGAAAAGUUCGUCCUUCAUUGAGUUCAUUAUCUGAUCUUGUUUCGAGAGGCAUUCCGGAUGUAAAGGAAAAAACUUCUAAAUCAAAUGAGAAAGCCCAAUCAAAAGCCCCCUCAAGUAGCGAAGAUGAAUCCAGUCCUGAUUCUGAUUCCAACUCUAGCUCGGACUCUGUAUCGGAUUCCAGCUCAGAUUCUAGUAGAUCUGAGUCAGAUUCGGAUGACUCAGGUAAUUCUUCUGACGAUGGGAAAAGUUUUAUUAGUGCAAAAUCUGCUAGUGCUGCUUUAGGUAAAAAGAAGAAGCCAAGUGGUGGAUUUGCAUCCUUAAUAAAAGAUUUUAAGAAAAAAUGA
This is a messenger RNA of Saccharomyces paradoxus, 3627 nucleotides long. It is a transcript of the gene NET1, whose product is annotated as Net1p. Gene Ontology annotation, biological process: negative regulation of septation initiation signaling; rDNA heterochromatin formation. The record is from RefSeq and is a predicted model, not a curated record. The transcript has a single exon. Gene Ontology annotation, cellular component: nucleolus. Gene Ontology annotation, molecular function: phosphatase activator activity; rDNA binding. Bases 1 to 3627 code for a protein of 1208 amino acids. Lineage: Eukaryota; Fungi; Ascomycota; Saccharomycetes; Saccharomycetales; Saccharomycetaceae.